AGCGCUGACUGUCCCCGUGUGGCGCCCUGGCCCGUCUCCGUCCCGACCCCAGCCCGGCGGCCCCGACCGCCAUGCACUGCUACGAGGAGGAGGGCAGCUGGAGCCUGUCCUUCGCGGGCGCCGGCUUCCUGGGGCUCUACCACGUGGGUGUGACCAGCUGCCUCAGGGAGCGCGCCCCGCACCUCCUCCGGGGCGCCCGCCGCUUCUACGGCUCCUCGUCCGGGGCGCUCAACGCCAUCAGCAUCGUCUCCGGCAAGACCGUCGAUCUCUGCUGCUCCCAUUUACUGGCUAUGGUCAAGCAGGUGGAGCGCCUCAGCCUGGGUAUCUUCCACCCUGCCUUCGCGCCCAUCGAGCACAUCAGACAGCAGCUGCAGGACUUACUGCCCACCGACAUUCAUGUCCUGGCCUCCCAGCGGCUGGGCAUCUCGCUGACCCGCUGGCCCGAUGGCCACAACAUCAUAGUCACCGACUUCGCGACCCGCAGGGAAGUCAUCCAGGCUCUGGUCUGUACUUUAUACAUUCCUUUCUACUGUGGGACGAUCCCUCCCGAAUUCAGAGGGGAGCGCUACUUUGACGGGGGCCUGAGCAACAACCUGCCCUUCGCGGACUCUCCCUCCACCAUCACCGUGUCCCCUUUCCACGGGACAGUGGACAUCUGCCCCCAGAGCACCUCGGCCAGCAUUCACGAGCUGAACACCUUCAAUGCGAGUUUCCAGAUAUCCACCAAGAACUUCUUUCUGGGGUUUGCCUCCCUCAUAUCCCCCAGCCCUGAGAUGGUAGCUGACAAUUGCAGACAAGGCUACCUGGACGCCCUCAGGUUCCUGGAGAGACGCGGACUUACCAAGGAACCAGUGCUUUGCAUGCUGGUGUCUAAGGAGCCCCCAGCCCCCGCGAAUGGGACCCAGGACACCGACCGUGACGGUGGCCAGAAGGGGGGCCUGUCUGUCAACUGGUCAGUGCCCAACGUGCUGGUCAAGGACGUGCCCGACUUCGAGCGGCUCUCACCAGAGCUGGAGGCUGCACUGAAGAAAGCGUGUAUGAGGGACACCAGCCCCUGGGCCCAAUUCUGUCGGUCAGGGCCCGGGCGGGCCCUGACCUACUUCCUACUGCCCUGGACGCUACCCUUCGAGUAUGUUUACUUCCGGAGCAGAAGGCUGGUGGCAUGGCUUCCGGAUGUGCCAGCCGACUUGGGGUGGAUACAGGGUGAGCUGCAGAGCUUGGGCCUCCGGAUCUGCUCCAGGUCGAAGGACCAGCUCCGCAGGCUGUUCAGCCUGCCGGUCACCAGCCCCCUCCAGCCUGGGGCACCUCCUCCUGUGGACCCGGCCAAGGAGCCCAGACCUCCCCAUCAGGCCUGAGGGGCACAAAGAGAGCCAGACCAGUGACUGGCCUCCCCUGGCCCUUGCCCUGGCCCUGAUCCUGUGCCCACAUCUGCCUCCAGUCCUUGAGUCCUGACUCGUCUCCCAGGCCUUAGAGCCCAACCCUCGGCCCAGGGCCGGCACUGGAAUUGUCUGCCGAGUGGACGAUGGAGGGGACAGCCUCCCUUUCCUCUCAGACUCUUGUCCCUGACUGGGUGGGUGGGGUGACCCCCAGGAACCAGAGGAAGUCCCACCAGCCCCUCUGGAGCCCCUGCUCCUUGGAGCCAGCUCCCUGGGGCCCAAAGACUCCUUUUUUGGGAGAGGCCCAGCCCGUUGGUAUGUCCCUGGGUCACUGUAUCCAGGUCACCCUGCCCCUGUCUCAUCAGAGGGAAAAAGGAAGGCAGGAGCUGAGACACCCAUCUUGGUUCCGGAAUUUCCGUGUCAAGGGGCUUGGGGGCAGCAUGGGCUGGGAAGCAGGAUUCGGGGUGUUGCUGAGCUGUUUGAAGGGCGCCUUACAGGAAAUGGAGAAAAUGCCAUAUGCUCAUACCGGAGACUGGAAGGCAAAUGGAAAUGAUGGGAUCCUUUCUCUGAUCUCCUUUGUCCUGCACUAGCCCCAGGGUAACCCCCAUGGCCUGCCUCAUUCCAGGAACCUUGAUCUCUGAUGAUUUCCUACUGGGUCCAUACAGCGGGAGCCCCCACAACCAGGAGAUAGGAAGGUGCGAGGAGAGAGAGGGGUUACAGUCUUCUUAGAAUCCCACCUCUGCUGGGGUGCCCAAGGGCCCCUGGCUGCCAGCACUGUGGCACUAUCCCCUUGUUGCUUGAGAAGUCUCAUGGCGGAGCUGUGCCUCCACACACCCCACUCCCGGGCCCCUUUCUCUCUCGGGCAGAGAGUAGAGAGUGGAGAAAUGGAGGCAUGAGCUAGAGGAAAAGGAAGCAAAGGAAUAAAUCUGAAGAAAAGAGAUCACGAACCA
Felis catus (domestic cat) is the source of this 2326-nucleotide messenger RNA. RefSeq names its product patatin like phospholipase domain containing 5 (gene PNPLA5). The coding region runs from base 72 to 1355 and encodes 427 amino acids. The transcript has 9 exons. NCBI's taxonomy places the organism in Eukaryota, Metazoa, Chordata, Mammalia, Carnivora, Felidae. Gene Ontology annotation, biological process: triglyceride catabolic process; lipid homeostasis. Gene Ontology annotation, cellular component: cytoplasm; lipid droplet; membrane. Gene Ontology annotation, molecular function: triacylglycerol lipase activity. The record is from RefSeq and is a predicted model, not a curated record.